GAUUGGGUCGCUUCGCUCAAACCGUUUCCGAGCAUGCGCAAAAUAUUUAUCUUCGUGCUAACUGCCGGCAGCAUUCCCUCACGGGGGGAGGGUAGCUCGUUUGGUUUCAGUACUUUUUUGUGUUUAACGAUGACGUCUGAAAGGCGCUAGAAAGCUACGAGGCCAUCCCGUUUUCCUCAGAGAAAGGCAAAAGGGGCUGGCUGAAUUCCUGGGGCCGCGCCGGCGCUGUAGUCGGUGGUUCACGCAUGCGCUCUGGCGAAAUCGUGGAGGGGCGGAGCGGAGCGGCCUGCUAGUGGCGGCGGUGCUGAGGCACUGCUUUGGAGCCGGGCUGCAGGGACUUGCGGGGACGGCAUCAUGAGCGCGGACGGUAACGAGGAGUUCUAUCAGCAGUUGCGGCUCCAGGAGCUCUAUGGAAAAAAGGAAGCUGAAGGGGAGGGUGAUCCCUUCACUUACACAGAUCCAGCAGACGGGACCCAGUACGAGUGGGACCGCGACAAGAAGGCCUGGUUCCCUAAGGUGACUGAAGACUUCCUGGCAACAUAUCAUGCUAACUAUGGCCUCCCAACUGACAGUUCAGAUAACUCAUCUGCAUCUGUUACAAAGACUGAAAUUAAACCACCUGUGGAUUCAAAGAUGGCUGGAGUUCAGCAGCCGGUAGAGCAAAAAGUGUCACAACAAACAGAACCUAAACAGAAAGGAGAGAAAAGAAAACCUGAAGCAGGAUGGUUUCACGUUGAAGAACAAAAAAAUACAAAUAUAUAUGUAACAGGUUUACCGCCAGAUAUUACAAAAGAUGAAUUUGUUCAGGUUAUGUCAAAAUGUGGAAUCAUUAUGCGUGAUCCUCAGACAGAAGAACCUAAAAUUAAGCUUUACAAGGACAAAGAGGGGAAUCUUAAAGGAGAUGGGCUCUGUUGUUACCUAAAGAGAGAGUCUGUUGAACUUGCGCUGAAACUUCUGGAUGAAAAUGAGAUUAGAGGCUACAAAUUGCAUGUAGAGGUUGCACAGUUUCAACUCAAGGGGGAGUAUGAUGCCAGCAAAAAGAAGAAGAAAUGCAAAGACUACAAGAAAAAGCUGUCUCAACAACAAAAACAGCUGGAUUGGAGGCCAGAGAAGAAAGAGGGCGAGAAUAGACUGCGGCACGAACGUGUUAUCAUUAUCAGAAAUAUGUUCCAUCCAAAAGAUUUUGAGGAGGACCCGUUAGUUCUAAAUGAGAUAAGAGAAGAUCUUCGGACUGAAUGUGAAAAGUUUGGACAAGUAAAGAAACUCAUUAUAUUUGAUAGACACCCGGAUGGCGUUGCAUCUGUGUCCUUUAAAGAGGUGGAAGAAGCUGAUGUGUGUAAACAGGCACUCCAUGGGCGAUGGUUUGGUGGACGUCAGCUGUGUGUUGAAUCAUGGGAUGGUGUAACAGAUUACCAGGUUGAAGAGACUGCAAGAGAAAGGGAAGAGAGACUAAAGGGGUGGGAAACAUUUUUAGGUGAACCUAAUUCAGCAACACCGAAAACUGCAUUGAGUGCAGAUACUUCAGAAACUGGCGUCAAACUGCCUGAAGAAGUUCAGCUGUCUAAACAUAACAGUGCAUCAGAGGAAAAUCAGAAGGAAGAAGCACCUGAGAGAGAAGGUAAUAGAGAAGAUACUAAUGAAGAUGUCACAGCGUCCACAGACAGCAGCAUUGCCGGCAGUGAUGAGGAAGCAGAGACAUAAUGCUAUGGACUCAUUUGUAAAAGCAUGUCUUUAGGGUAAUCUUUAGACCUCCCUUAUCCUGCGCUUCAGAGCAAUUGCAGGCAGCAUUCAGAUUAAUACAUAUAUUACCUUAUUAGGAUGUCAUCAAUGUGUGCUUUUGAGGUAUUUCAUUAAAAGCAGUAUUUAAUGACAAUCUUUUAAAAAAAAACCAGUCUGGCUGCCGUUUGAGCUGUGUGCAUUCUAAGUAGCCACAAGUGCUGCUGAACUGACCAGCCACCUUAUGUUGUAUCUUUGCUUGUCAGUGUUCAAAGUCCAUAAUUGUGAGUAAGUACAGAGUUGCAGUUCCCAUUAAUUACACCCAGAUCUUUAGAAAUACAGAGGUAUGAAUGCUUUUCAGUGCUUGCUGUAAUUCCACACCCCACCCUUUCCCUCCAAACUUGAUAAUCUCCCUGAAUGGUGUGAAUCCUUUACAAAUCCUUGGGUUGACCAGUACAUGCUUAUAUCUUCCGGUUUUCCUGAUAAUAGUCACUUAAGAAAUAACAAGGGCACUGAGGAUGCCUUGUCAGCACUAAAGUGGUGGGGGGGGGAGGGAAAGAAGAAGUACUGCAAUUGAAGAUCCAUGAGAUUGAAGGUGUGUUGAUCUAUAUAUAAAGAUUAUUGUUGUUCAAGUCCUGUUAAUUUGCUCAAUUGUCAGUUUAGUCUGAGGGAGGCUACAAUAACAAAUGGAAAUACAUGUACAUAAGAUGAAUCCUUUUUUUAAAAAAAAUGAUGAAUUCAUAUUGGAAAUGAACAGAGAGCUUUGUGUGGAAGUGUGAUUUUUUUUUGUAUUAUUGUGUUCAAACGUAGACAGGUUUCUGACACUUGUCAAGGGUGAUGGUGUUCAAGGCCUAUUCUUUCUAUUAGGUGGAUUGACUAAAGGAAACUUAAAACUGAGACUGAUUCCUGACAUGGUUGCACAGAUUCCUAAAUAUAGGGAAGUGUGCUGAUCUGUGAGGUAUUUGCCAUUCAGUUGAAGCAAGUUUAAGCUGUCCCAAGAAUUUCAAAAUGUCAUGUCUGAAGCUAUUGUCCAAAGCCCUUAACUAGAUGUCUCCUCAAAUAGGAUAUCACAGUCUCUGCCUCUUUUCUUUAGAAGUAUCUAACCACAGGAAGAUCCAUGGUUUGCAGCUUGGGUAAAACAGGACUCAUUUUUUUUUAUAAUAAACAUAAAAACUUUUCCUUUUAUCUGUUUGUAUUUGAAAUUCAUAAUUAUCUUAAUAGACUUUUGAAAAUGAUUCUCAUCCGUUUGAACUGCUUGGUUAUGGAAAUUUGUGGCUGCCUACAUGGAAACUGGGAAUUUGAGUAUAUCAUAUUGGGAAUUAUUUCAUAAUAUUUUGUGUUCACCUAGAUGACCAAAUUGUACACACAUCUCCACUGAAGGUAUAGUAGAAAGUGUGAAUAAUAUCGAAUGUAAAAGCCUUUACAGGACUUUCUCAGACUAUAUUGCAUUCUUGGACAUUGUAGAUGAGAUGACAGCAGAUGAGAAUUUAAACAAAUAUUUUUGUGCAAGUUUAGCUGUGCUAGAUUUUAUUAACUUUACUAAUGUGACAGUUCAUUUUAAAUAAAAUAUUUCUGGAGCUUAAA
Heteronotia binoei (common prickly gecko) is the source of this 3300-nucleotide messenger RNA. RefSeq names its product HIV-1 Tat specific factor 1 (gene HTATSF1). Lineage: Eukaryota; Metazoa; Chordata; Lepidosauria; Squamata; Gekkonidae. The coding region runs from base 355 to 1701 and encodes 448 amino acids. Gene Ontology annotation, cellular component: U2-type spliceosomal complex; U2 snRNP. The transcript has 9 exons. Gene Ontology annotation, biological process: mRNA splicing, via spliceosome. The record is from RefSeq and is a predicted model, not a curated record. Gene Ontology annotation, molecular function: RNA binding.